Molecule: messenger RNA, 4880 nt
Organism: Heterotrigona itama
Lineage: Eukaryota; Metazoa; Arthropoda; Insecta; Hymenoptera; Apidae
Source: the annotation of a GenBank genome assembly
UGGAGCCACAAUGAAGGCGAUUGCAGCGCCAUCUCUGAAGUGUGUGUGAUUGGAACUAAAUACGUUUCAAGCGCAGAAGAAUGGAUUGGCAAGGCUAGUAACAAAUCUCGAUUAAAUCGUGCACGAUCGAGUGUUGGAAAAAAGCGGGAGAGAAAAUAUGGACUCGUUUUUGGAAUUGUUUAAUUCAGAUAACAAAGCUACCAGGAGAGAUACUUGGAAUGAUUCAGAAAAUGAAGGUAAUCGAAUGUCAGACUAUGAAAACUCAAGUGUCGAUGACGAUCAAGAAGAAAGGCUACCACCAGAACCUGAACAGGGUAACAUUGAAUACAAAUUAAAGUUAAUAAAUCCGUCUAGUCAAAGAUUUGAACACCUUGUAACACAAAUGAAAUGGCGUCUCAGAGAAGGCCAUGGAGAAGCUAUUUAUCAAAUUGGUGUGGAAGAUAAUGGGAAAUUAACAGGCUUAACAAGAGAAGAUAUGAAAGCAUCAUUGAAAACUUUAAAUGACAUGGCUGCUAGAUUAGGCGCUACGACAAGUGUACUACGUGAACGAUACGCUAAUUCUAAAAACAAAGAUAUGCCCGCAUGUCACAAUAGAGAGGAAAGACAGAUAGCAGAAGUUUUAGUGAAAAAAUUAAGGAAAGGUGAUAGAGAGGAUCAGGACAUUGUUGACUUGAGACUUGCAGUCACUGGUGCACAGGAUGCUGGAAAAUCAACUCUCUUAGGAGUAUUAACCCAGGGCGAACUAGAUAAUGGUAGGGGGAGAGCAAGGUUGAAUAUGUUACGACACCUUCAUGAGAUAAAAACAGGUCGUACAUCUUCGAUAUCGCACGAAAUUAUAGGCUUUGAUAACGAAGGACAUGUUCUAAAUUAUGCGGAAAUGGCAACCGCAGAAGAAAUAUGUGAACACGCAUCGAAAGUUGUUACGUUUAUAGAUUUAGCCGGCCAUCGUAAAUAUUUAAGGACUACGGUACUCGGUCUCACAGGAUAUUCACCUCAUCACGUAAUGUUAGUCGUAGCACCACCUAUGAAUGAAGCAUCGCAGGAACAUAUGGCAUUAUGUCUUACAUUAGGACUUCCAUUUUUUAUAGUUGUAAACAAAAUUGAUCUCGGCUUCUAUAGUAUACCUGAAACAAUAAAUCAGUUAGAAAACGCUAUUAAAGCACAGGGAUAUUCUAAACAAUUAAUAAUGUGUAAUAAAAGUCAAAUGUCAUGGGAUUAUGAGUCAGAUAUAAUACCAGUUUUCAAUGUGAGUUGCGUUACUGGAGAAGGUUUAGAAGAUUUAACAAAUUUCAUCAAGAAUUUAUCACCAUAUGAUAUAAACUCUGCAGAUUCAGAUUCUGAGUCAUGUUUGUUUCAAAUUGAUGAAACUUUCAGAGUAGCAGGGUUGAAUGAACCUGUUUUAGGAGGAUUGCUUGUAAAAGGAGCAAUUGUUCCUGGAACUCGAUUAUUGGUAGGUCCUUUACCAGAUGGCGAAUUCAGUCCUGUUAAAGUUGUUAGUUUACAUCGAAACAAGGCUCCAUGUUGUUUAGUAAGAGCAUCGCAGAGUGCUAGUCUAACAUUAGCACCACCAACAAAUCGAAGUCCUCCUUUGCCUCAUCUACGACCUGGAAUGGUUUUAAUAUCGUUAUGGGACCAACCUCAUGCGACACUUUUUUUCCAAGCUACUGUAUUAAUAGUGUAUCACGCAACAGCAAUAUAUUCUGGUUUUCAAACAACCGUACAUGUAGGGAAUGUAAGACAAACAUGUAUCAUCAAAGGAAUAAUGGAUGCAAAAGAUAGAGGUUUGCAAACAAAUGAUACGGCAUCUGUGUUGUUUAGAUUUGUUAAUCAUCCAGAAUAUUUACACGUCGGUAUGCGAUUACUAUUGCGAGAAGGUCGUACUAAAGGAAUUGGUAAAAUAACACAGAUAUUUCCACUAUUAGAUCAACAGAACAGUAUGCAAUAAAUUAAAUAAAAGUAUUACAAUAUAUAAUAUCUUCAUGAAGAUGAUGAAAUUUAGUUACUUAAAUAUUAGAUAUAAUUACGUCACGCACCUAGUAUUUUAAAAAUGCCUAUAACAUUUGUUAUAAAAUAUGUGAGGUCUCGUAUAAUUUAGUUUUCUUUCCUUUCUAUUCUUAAAAUGAAAAAGUUUUUUUUUUAUCUGAAAAAGAAAUAAAGAUCAGUUGAUUUUUAGAAUUUCUUUUUUUGUGUUAAAAAAAUAUAUUAUUUAAAAUUUAAUGACAAACGAAGCAAUACGGAGUAAUAUCAAAUGUAAAUUAUUUGUUAAGAAUGCUUUAGAUACGUGAACAAAAGUAAAUUUUCUUAUAAGAGAGAGUGAGAGAAAGAAAAAUCAUAAAAUUUCAUUGACCUUAAAUUAUAGUAUUUUAUGAAGUUUCUGAUAAUUAUGUUUUUUUUUCAUGUUACGAAAUAAAAAAUCCUUUUAACUAUUUAAUGUCAUCCUUUUGUAUGUGAUGCUACAGUUCAAAAAUUCAUUGUGAGAACAAUCAUUAUAAUAAUGCAAUGUUUCUCUAUCUUGACUACGUAUCUAUUUAUUCUGCUACUAUUUAAAAAACAAAAGAUAAUAUUUAACUAAUGCAGAAUAGAUAUCUUCGUAAUCGAUUAUUGUCAUGAUGAGUAUCGAGUGUACUAGGAUUUAAAAAAAAAAUUAUAUUAUGUUAUAUUACAUGUAUACAAAGUUUUGUGUGUCAAAGAAUGUUACUUAAGACGGUUGUAUUUAUAUAUGUGUCGAAAUGAUUUUUGCAAGAUUGCAUUAGGCAAUAUAUCUUAUGAAACACAUGUUAAAACAUUGUGUUAUGCAAAUUAUUAUGCAGCCGUCCGAGGAAUAAAUAUUUUGUUUUAUGUUAAAUGUCAAAUGUAACACAUUGUAUUAUAAACUGUAAAAUAUUUUGAAUAAAACAGAAAAAUUUACACAUCUAUCUAAGCGAAUUUAAAAUAGUGAAACUAUAUCUUUACAUUAUCUAAAAAUAAGUAGAUCAGAGAAAGUAAUAGCUGACAUGUAUUAUAUAUAAAAAAGGAAACAUUUAUUUAUUGCGAUUAUAAUUUUUCAAUAAUUUAAUCCUACGCUAUCAGUAUACAACUUAAUGUAAUGUCAAAUCACACUUGGAAAUAAAAUAAAAUAAUAUUAAAUUCUAGGAAAAUACUGUUCCAUUAGAAAAUACAGAUUUAGCAUCUAUAAUAUAUGUAAUAUACGUGUCGAUUAUUUUCAUAAUUACACGUACAGUAACAACCUACAAAGGCGGAUUCAGCGACAGAAUCGUAUAAAUAAAUAGCAUGUGACUAUCAACUUGUCAGAUGGAAAGGAAAAAGUGCGUCUUUCGGCUUCAGUUUGUUUCAUUUAUCGAUCCAUCAAACUCAUUCAAGAAUGGUAAUUACCCGCAUGAUUCAGCAGUAUUCAUCAAAGAAACGCGAGCAGCACGAUCAUUAUUACAAGGAUAAGCUAUGAUAAAUAAUAUAAAUUUGAAGGAAGAAAGAAGCUAGUGUAAUUGUUCAAUGUAAUCACUUGUCUUCGUCACAAAUCUGAAGUGAAACUUGUGUGUCGCAGAUUACGUGAGCGGGUAGUUUGGAGUUGGGACGUUUAACGUGCCCCAGAAGAGCACGAGUCCCGAUGGAUCAUGUCUGAUAAAGAAGAUGAAGGGUCGUCUGGCUAUAAAUUUCUUCUGACUUCCAUCACGCUCCAAUACAACGGAAGUAACAGCUGCGGCCUCGGUACCCUUUUCCGUGAUAUCGAUUUCUACUUUCUGGAGGACGUCUGCAGCGAAGAGAUGCGGAUUCACCAGAUUGCCACUAUUUCUAAGAUUAUCCAGCCCGUACGACGGAAGAUUCUGUUGUCUCAUGAAGUUUAAGAAAUUCUGAUCUAUUGGCCUACUCUGCCUUUUGCUUCUUGCUUGGAAACGAUACUUGUUUUCUUCAAGAUUUACAAUUUUCGUGUUGUCGCGAUUUUCCUCAGACUUGUCAUCUGUCGCGUACGAAUUUCUAUUCUCUUUACUCUUGGCGUAAUGAGUAUCACGAAUCUUUCUAAGGUAGAAUCCAUUCGUCCAUUGAUGCACGGCGUAAUUACGAGCCAUGUCCUCGUACGUGAAGUAAUUUCGUUUAACCAUAUGGUCUUCGUCUCCACCGACACGAGAAGGGAAAUAUAUUUUGUCCUGUCGAUUUCGCGUGACCAUUUUGUCGUCACCAUUUGCAACAAACCGUGGAAUACUCGUCGAUCUUGUCGAUGAUCCUGAUGAUGCCAUGUUCAUGGGAUUUGUGUUAUCUAUAUUGUUUAUGUUAUUUGGUUGAGAUAUGAGACUCAAGUCUGCUGUUGCUGGAUCGAACAAAGACUGGAGACCCAGCGCAGCGAGCGUACUUUUUAAACUGAGACUGCUGCUUAACUUCAUUCGUGGGAAGCCGAUGAUACAAGUUUCGUUCCUCGUAUUCCUAAUCAAAUUCUCGAUUACGUCGACUGUUAGCCUGUUUCCGAAUUCCCGAAGUGCUUUCGCGCCCUCCUCUGUUGGAAGUAGAGCGUACAUUGACAUCUCCUGACCCUUGUAUGGCAGACCAAGAAUCUUCACGCCCAAUUGCUUGUCUUCGUAAAACGGAAAUGUCCCUCCAUUGUACAUCAUAUCGACGUUGAUUGCUUUGUUUGGUUCAAUGAAAAAAAGUGGUACCUUUUCGUAGCUCCGUCUAUAAAAUAUUGGUUCCAUUCUCCUUUAAAGUAAAGCGCUGAUAAAAGAAUCAACGUGGUCUCUGGCCCCGGCGGAUGACCAAGGAUAUUUGAAAUUUUCCCUAUCGUCUUCUGCUCCACCCAUAUGUUUAUCAUAUCCUGUGUUGCUUUUCCAUUUCGAGCAAAAUCUACGUUAAACACCUCGGUCUGAUAAGUUCCUUUACUGAGAGCCUUGAAU